Molecule: messenger RNA, 1086 nt
Organism: Myzus persicae (green peach aphid)
Lineage: Eukaryota; Metazoa; Arthropoda; Insecta; Hemiptera; Aphididae
Exons: 4
Source: RefSeq, a predicted model, not a curated record
UUGCGUCAACUUGAAGAUCUUAUGUCAUCGAAGUUGACACAAUCUGCACACACACAGACCGAGAGUGAAUUGUCCCUAUCCGCGGUGCAAGAUUUAGACAACAAGGUAGACACCAAAUUGUCAAAUUACCAACGAUCGUUGAUGGAAAAAAUUGACGAUGAAUUAAAAACCAUCGGCUGUGACGUUAAAAGUAUCAAACACUGUUAUGGAAUGUUAAAUACAAGUUUCCACGAGAUGGAAAACAAAUUGAUUUCAUUAGAAAAUAAUUCAGAGAAGCCGAUGCGCAAAUAUAAUGAUAUUAAGACUAGGAUUGCAGCCCUAGAAAGAGAUGUAAUGAAAAAUUCAUCACAAAUUAUCGGUUUGAACUAUUCACUGCGUUCGUUGGAGUGGACUAGACCACAAUCCUUCGGGUCCCCUGGAAUGUUUCCUCCCGAUAACCGAUGUUACAACGAACAAGCUUCAUUCGCUGCAGCUCCAUCAUAUUAUGAUAUGCCACCAACGGCAAAACCCGGGCCGAGUGGAGCAGUUUUGCCUCCAUCGCCACCUGCACCCCCGUCGACUAGUGUAUUUUGUCAACCACUGCCACCCGCACCCCCAGCGCCGUUGUCUCAGAAUAUUCCAAAAAAAUCGGAUUCAGACAAAUCCAGCUCUUCCUCAACAGCGAAAGGUGAACAAGUGUAUGGGAGGAUCCCAAUAACCACUGAGAUCCUAAAGUCUAUUGUUCUCAAGCCACCUGGCGAGAGGAAGAGAGUGAGCAAACCCUUUUCAGCGAAAGUUGAGGAAGUGUCUGGGAGGACCCCAAUAACCGCGGAGAUGUUAAAGUCUGUUGUUCUCAAGCCACCUGGCGAGAAAAAGAAAGAACCAAACAAAAAGCCUCAGAAUAGUGGAGAUAAGGAAAACAAAAAUGGAAACUGGAAAUCGGAAAUAUCUUUGGGUACAUGGAACGUUCGCACAUUAUACAGCACUGGAGCGGCACAUACAGUGACGCAAGAAAUAGGGAGAUAUAAACUUAAAAUUGUGGCUUUCCAAGAAAUUAGAUGGCAAGGAACGGGAUCCUUGGACAUUAAUAAUCAUACCAUUUUCUAA